CCCACUUUCUCUCUCUAGACUCUCUUCAUGGAAGACCCAUCAUUGCAAACCCACUUUCUCUCUCUAACCACCCAUAGAGACCACUUGUACCGAAGUCUCUCCUCCAACGAGCCCUCUUUCUCAAAACUCGCUCUCUCUCCUCCCCGUUUCAGCACAGCUUCCCCCUCUCAGUCACUGCACCAAAGCCCACCUCCCGUUCGCUUCAAAGAACAAGGGACAAGAGCCUACACGAGGUGUAUCUCCUCUCUCCUACAAAAAGAUGGCCAAAUUCUCUCUCUAGAUGUGUCUAAUGGUUAUGUUUGCACAGGCACUGAAACCAAGUCCAUCAGAAUAUGGAAGCUACCUGAUUUCACUAUACAUGGGUGUUUAAAAGCUGGUUGUUCAGGUGUUAGAGCACUUUCUCUCUCUAGAGACCAUGUGUUUGCAGCCUAUACAGACUUGAAGAUAAGGAUAUGGCAUAGGUCGCUGGAAAAUUUCCCGGUUGGGCGCCGCAAAGUUGGUCUGAAGCUCAGUAGUUAUUUUCAUAAAGAUCAUCAGACAUCUUCAGCUAAACAUUUGGGGGCGAUCACUUCAUUGGCGGUGAACACAUUCGACAAUCUUCUUUAUUCGGCUUCAGUCGAUAAGACGGUUAGGGUUUGGAGGAUAUCAGAUUUGAGGUGCAUUGAGACCAUUGAGGCACAUAAAGCCGCUGUGAAUGCCAUUGCAUUAGGUGGAGAUGGCAUAGUAUUCACCGGCUCAGACGAUGCAACGGUGAAGGUAUGGAGACGAAGCUAUAGCGAGAAGCGGCGCCACUGCCUUGCUGUGAGCCUUCUCGUCAAAGUCUCACCGGUAAAAGCCCUAGCCUUAGGCAAAAGAGGCACUCAGCUAUACGCUGGUUGCUCAGAUGGUUAUGUUCACUUUUGGGUAAGGGCUUGUUUCUCGGGCCAAAUGCAAUUUGGUGGUGUUCUAAGAGGGCACAAACAUGUAGUCAUGUGUUUAGCUUGUGUGGGUCAAUUUGUGGUUAGUGGCUCAGCAGAUUCAACAAUUAGGGUUUGGUACAGGGAUAGAGAGAACUUUCAUAUUUGUUUGGGUGUAUUAGAAGGCCACAUAGGCCCAGUUAAGUGCCUCGUAGCCGUUUUAGAUGGUGAUGGUGAUGGUGAUGGUGAUGAUGGUGAUGAAGGCAACAAUGACAAUAACGACGACAGUGGUGGCCGAGGUUGUAAAGUAUACAGUGGAAGUGUUGAUGGGGUUCUAAAGGUUUGGCAGGUAAGAAGAAUCAGCCAUGCUAGUGAGGAACAAGUGCAAGAACAAGACACUCAAAACUAUUUUGAGAUUUAAGAAUUGUAGUUUUGCGUUUCAAUCAAUUUCUUCGACCUAAUAUGUACUAGGAAAAUUGUAAUUUAAUGGUUAGGGUGACA
Amborella trichopoda is the source of this 1397-nucleotide messenger RNA. Its product is annotated as protein JINGUBANG. Gene Ontology annotation, molecular function: protein binding. The record is from RefSeq and is a predicted model, not a curated record. Lineage: Eukaryota; Viridiplantae; Streptophyta; Magnoliopsida; Amborellales; Amborellaceae.